GACCCAUCCGUUUCUCCCGCCGCUGCUGCAAUACAAAAGAUACCCUAUAAUAAUGCCUUUGUCGAUAUGUACAUAUUUCCAGUUAUUCGGUUAUCAAGAUAAACUAAAUUAGGUUUGCUGCAACAUGUCACUCAAUAUAGAAGACAUCACUUUAUCUGACCCAAUCACCCUCAACGUUGACGCCGUAUCCGUCAUUUGUUCAUGGCUGCCGCUAAAGGACAUUAAAAACUGUCGCCUCCUCUCCAAAAUGUGGGACGAUGGGGCCUCCACCGUCCUAAAAAACGAGAGCAUAAUUCGCCUAAACUGCAACCUCGUUCCAAACGAAGUAAAACGAAAUGAACGAUGUGUCAAAGACCUGGUAAAAUUUGGGAAUCCGGCCAAUUUACAUAUCGACGUUGGAGUUUCUUGGGAGGUCGAGGAAUACGAUGAGGUCAACUUUUCGAGAGUUAUCGCUCUCCUAAAAGAAUUCACGUGCGUGCGAAGAUUAAAAUUUUCCGGGGCUGUUUACCUCCCUUGGCAGAAUGAAGUGAUGGAAACUGUUUUCCUCAAUGUUUCCGAAAGUGUGUCCCAUUUAGAAUUUGACGUGGAAUAUUCCAUGGGAAACGUCGCGGGCGAGUUCGUACCUGGUCAGGAAUUUUGUGGGGGGAAGAAAUUCGUCCACGUAAAAAGACUGGAUAUUUUAGAUGAUUAUACGAUCGGGAUGAUUACAGGGCUUCCAGGAGUGAAGGAGCUUUCCGUUGUUAAUUCGAGUUCAUUAAAGCAUUUGGAGAAACAAGGUUUACCACGCCUAUCGAAAUUGCACCUUUUAAGCUUAAAUGGAGAACUGGAACUUCGAUCCGUCCUCCAGUUGAACCGACCACUGAGAACGCUCUCGAUUUACGAAUUAAGUACAGAGAAUAAAAAUAAUCCAUACCUACGAAUUCACCUCGAUUUACACGAGCUCCUCUGCAAACAUCGUAACACUUUAGAAUACCUCACCUUAGAAUUAGGCUCAUUCUGCAUAUUGCCGGCCGGCAGUGUCUGGAAACUCCCCACGUUUCCUAUCUUGAAACGUCUUAAGCUCUUAAUAUCAAAUAGUGACAACGAUUUUGACAUUCGUUUUGACACCGCCGUGUUAAACGUUUCUACAAAUUUUCCGCAAUUGAGGGAAAUUAAUUUAGUUUUUGUGGAACAAUGGAAGGGUGGGUGGAUCCGGUGUUUUGAUUCGCUGUUCCCACCCACCCGGAAUGAAGUCGUUUGUCGGAGUGUGACACAUUUUGAGAUCCGAGAUCAAUCCGAGGAUCAAAUUUAUAACGAGAGAGUUUCCACAGCGAGUAGAAUUUUUGAUGUGAAAGGAAGUGAAAUUGAUGCAAAGUUUGCCAGGCCUUUAGAAAUGUUUCCUAAAGCGGAGAAUAAGUUUAUGCUGGAUUUGAGAAAAUAGUACGGUUUCAAAGGAUAAAUUAUUGUGUAUGUACGUAGCUUUAAUUUUCAAGUUAAAUUGAAAUGUUAGCUCACGUUUUUACUACAUAUGCAUUAACAGUAAAAAAAUAUUGUUGAUUGUGUGAUGUUAUAUACUUUUAUAAAUGUUUACACGGGCAUUUAAUAUAAAUAAUUAUUAAGACGAUUUUCAAUCCAUUUCCGAUCCUACUGCUAAAAUUUUUUUGUAAUUAGAUUAAGUACUACAAAUUAUGUAGCUAUAUACAUAUGUACACUAAUGUAUAUAAUGGUUAAGGAUUAUACAUAUAUUAUUUAAUAUUACAAUAUGAUAUCAUUGAUUAUUAUACUAUAUUAUUUUUCUUUUUCUUCUUAUUAAUAUUAUCUUAUAUUAUUAUUGUUAUUAUUAAGAUAUUAAUAUGUUAAUGAUACAUACAUAACACGUGUAUGUAUCUGACGGCAGUUAAAACUACAAUGAAACAAUUUGCGAGCUAAUGCUAAUUUCUUUAUCCAAUUAAAAAAAAUCAUAUCGCGGAACUAUUAAAAUUGCUUUAUUCUAUGCAUUACUCCAAAAUUACUGCCAACCAAUUUUCAAACCAAGAAUCGUAAAAUUCAUAACAUUACAUUUUUAGUUCAUAAACAUGUAUUUAUGUAACUAAUUUCGCCAAUUCCAUGCCCUUCAAAAUCUAGCCGUGUUUAAAUUUCUCCCUUAUUCAACUACUGCAGAUCCAUUCCCACAAUCCACCUCCUAAGUUGAUCAAAGACAUGGUACCUCAAAUUUGGAAACGUUGCGGAAAUUCGGUUAA
Molecule: messenger RNA, 2219 nt
Organism: Folsomia candida
Lineage: Eukaryota; Metazoa; Arthropoda; Collembola; Entomobryomorpha; Isotomidae
Exons: 4
Coding region: 125-1420 (431 amino acids)
Source: RefSeq, a predicted model, not a curated record